CACACCAUCGUGGACGAUUUUAAAAAACCUUCGCCGCGUCAUUGCUUUCGUUUCUUCUCUUCACGGUUGUUUAAUUCCCCAUUGGCACCAUCGUGAUCUCCUCUCUCUCUCUCUCCUCCGUCUUUCCCCCAAUUCUUCUCAAAAACCCUAAUUUAAUCAGCUGAUAAAAUUAAAAAAAAAAAACUUAAACUUUUCUUGAUGGGUCGCGGCUCAGCAACGUCGCUAGCUCCUGGGUUCCGUUUCCACCCGACGGACGAGGAGCUCGUCCGCUACUACCUCAAGCGCAAGGUCUGCAACAAGCCCUUCAAGUUCGACGCCAUCUCCGUCACCGAUAUCUACAAAUCCGAGCCUUGGGAUCUACCAGAUAAGUCGAAGCUGAAAAGUAGAGACUUGGAGUGGUACUUCUUUAGUAUGCUUGAUAAGAAGUACAGCAACGGUUCCAAGACGAACCGCGCCACGGAGAAAGGGUACUGGAAGACGACGGGGAAGGAUCGGGAGAUUCGUAAUGGUUCGAGAGCUGUGGGGAUGAAGAAGACUCUUGUUUAUCAUAAAGGUCGAGCUCCUCGUGGUGAGAGGACUAAUUGGGUUAUGCAUGAGUAUCGUCUUACUGAUGAGGAGUUGAAGAGAGCUGGUGCACCACAAGAUGCGUUUGUGCUGUGUAGGAUAUUCCAGAAGAGCGGGACUGGGCCUAAGAAUGGGGAGCAGUACGGUGCUCCUUAUCUUGAGGAGGAGUGGGAAGAGGAUAAGAUGACGUUUGUGCCAGAGCAAGAUGCUCUUAGUGAAGGAUUGGCUGUUGAUGAUGAUGUUUAUGUUGAUAUUGACGAGAUUGAUGAGAAGCCUGAGAAUCUGGUGGUAUAUGAUGCUAUUCCUGUUCAAACUAAUUAUUGUCAUGGAGAUUCAAGCAAUAAUGCUGAAUCAGGAAACUGUGAAGACUCUGGAAACUACAUUCAACCAGGAAACUAUGCUGUUGACUCCGGUGGUUACAUUAAACAACCAACUGAAACUUUUGAAGAGGAUCAGAAGCCUAUCAUUCGGGAUUGUUGCAUCCAGCCUUGUUCUCUCUAUCCGAAUGAACAAAUUGGGUGUGGUGUGCAAGAUCAGCACGAGGAGAAUAUUGAAACUUCCAACAACAAUGAUUUUGUGGCUGAUCCUUGCUACAGUGACAUUCCUAUUGAAACCAACUAUCUGCCUGACGAGCCGUUCAUGGAUCCUAGCAACAAUCUUCAACUCUGUGAUGAUCUGUACCUGGAAACGAACGAUCUCAGCGGUGGUGGUCUACAAGAUGAUUUCAACUUCGAAGAUUAUCUCAACUUCUUUGACGAUGAGGACGCUCAGAAUUUGACUCUUGGCGUUUCACAACUGUUGGGAUCUCAAGAUGCUCCUCCUGAACAAGAAAGCCUCGACCAGAAGGUAAGCCCUGAAGAAUUGGAGAAGGAGGUGGUGGUGGAGAAAAAGGAAAGCGGCGAAGGGUCUUCCUCAAAACAAGAUGCGGAUGUCACUGACUUCGAUUCAGAUUCAAAGUACCCUUUCCUCAAAAAGUCGAGCCACAUGUUUGGAGUUCCACCUUCAUUUGCUUCCCAGUUCCAAACAAAGGACGCUGCAAUCCGGCUACACGCAGCGCAAUCUUCAGGUUCGGUUCACGUUACUGCAGGUAUGAUCAGAAUAUCGAACAUGACUCCAGCAGUGGAUAGCGACAUGGGCUGGGCAAAUGGGGCAAAUGACAAGAACGGUGACCUCAGCGUGGUACUUUCUUUUGGCUUGGUCCAACGGGAUGAUGCCAUGAGCAAGACAGCAACAAGAGCUAUGUUAGUCUUCUUGUGUUUAUGGGUUCUUUUACUCUCUGUUAGCUUCAAAAUAGUAACCAUGGUCUCUGCUCGGUGAUGGCAUCAAAAAGUUGAAUCGUCUGAAGAAAAAUCUUCGUUGGUGUUUGUACCUCUCUCCAGUUAUAUAGGUGUUACUCUGGCAGUGCUUUGCUGCCCCCCAAAAUUUUUAUUUUUCUUGCAAGGAUUAUGUGUAGCUCGAAUUCUCUUUAAAAGUUUCUAGCCUGAGCUUAUGAGAACAUAUCAUCUCUUUCCUUUA
Molecule: messenger RNA, 2079 nt
Organism: Brassica napus (rape)
Lineage: Eukaryota; Viridiplantae; Streptophyta; Magnoliopsida; Brassicales; Brassicaceae
Product: NAC domain-containing protein 78
Biological process (GO): regulation of DNA-templated transcription
Molecular function (GO): DNA binding
Source: RefSeq, a predicted model, not a curated record